Molecule: messenger RNA, 696 nt
Organism: Lactuca sativa (garden lettuce)
Lineage: Eukaryota; Viridiplantae; Streptophyta; Magnoliopsida; Asterales; Asteraceae
Source: RefSeq, a predicted model, not a curated record
AUGGGAAGAACUACUUUAGUCUAUGUUUGCUUUAAUGCAUUGAAGAAGGGGUGGAAGGAGGGAUGCAGGAAGAUAAUAGGUUUAGAUGGUUGUUUCCUUAAAGGGAUCUGUAAAGGGGAGUUAUUAUGUGUUGUUGGAAGGGAUGCAAACAAUGGGAUUUAUCCUAUUGCAUGGGCAGUAGUAUGUGUGGAGAAUAAGGAAAAUUGGAGGUGGUUUUUGGAUUUACUCAUUGAUGACUUAGGACUUAAUUUAGGCUAUGGAUACAGUGUAAUAUCUGAUCAACACAAGGGUUUGAUUGAGGCUGUUAAAGAACUACUUCCAUAUGUAGAGCAUAGCCAGUGUGCCAAGCAUAUUAGCCAAAAACUUAGGAAAAGGUAUAGUGGUGCCCAAUAUGAAAGCAUAUUCUGGAAGGCAUGUAAAGCAACAAAAGAGGUAGAUUUUAAGGUUGCCAUGAAAGAGCUUGAACUGCUAGACCCAAGUGCUCAUCAGUAUCUGAUGGACAAAGACCCCAAAACAUGGUCAAGGGCCUACUUCCAACCAGGAAGAUGUUGUGAUGCUGUGGAGAAUGGAAUGUCAGAAAGUUUUAAUGUUGUGAUUGUUGAUGCUAGGAAGAAACCAAUUAUCACCAUGCUAGAGGAGUUAAGGAUGUAUAUGAUGGAGAGGGUGUUCAAGAAGAAAUGCAAGGGUCUAGGAUAA